This is a messenger RNA of Drosophila persimilis, 771 nucleotides long. RefSeq lists its product as uncharacterized. The transcript has 2 exons. Lineage: Eukaryota; Metazoa; Arthropoda; Insecta; Diptera; Drosophilidae. The record is from RefSeq and is a predicted model, not a curated record. Bases 1 to 771 code for a protein of 256 amino acids.
AUGCGUGGAUUCAUUGUUUUGUGCCUUUCCGCCAUGGCGCUGGCUGCGCCCCAAGGGUACAACUACAAUCCUGGCCCAUCCGGCUUCGGCGGAGUCAGCACCGCCAGUGGCGGGGCCGCCUUCUUCCAAGGCAGCGCGCAGGCCGCUCCCGUGCAGCAGCAGACCUUCUUCCAGCAGCCGGCUGUGCACCACCAGCAGCAGGUCCAGCAGGUGCAGCAGGUGCAGCAGCAGCAGCAGCAGCAGGCUAUCGUGUCCAAGCGCUUCUACAUCCAUUCGGCCCCGGAGGAGGCAGAGGACUAUAAGGAGCGCCACAUCACCGUCGGCGUGCCCAAGCGCAACUACAACGUUGUGUUCAUCAAGUCGCCGCAGCGGAACAACAAGAAGACCAUCAAGAUCAGCCCAGCCUCCAAUGAGGAAAAGACCGUCAUCUAUGUCCUGAGCAAGAAGGGCGAGAGCGACGUCCAGGCCGAAGUCGUUGAGCAGGCCAGCUCGACCAGCAAACCAGAGGUCUUCUUCAUCAAGUACAAGACCCAGGAGGAGGCAGCCCAUGCGCAGCAGCAGAUCCAGGCCCAAUACGACGCUUUGGGAGGCAGCAGCCAGCUGACCGACGAGGGUGUGGCCCCCGUGACCUCUGUCAUUGGCGCCUUGGGCGGAAACGAUGGACACGCCGAGGCCGGCGGUCUUACCGGCACCGGAGCUGGCCAGAUAAUUUCCUCUGGCUCCACAGGCUCGUCGCACACAGGCAAUGCCUAUCUGCCGCCCAAUUUCUAA